AUGCCGUCUCCCGCAACCCGCGGCUGGUCCUUGUCGCAGCUCUGGCGCGACGACGACGAGGAAAUGGCCAACAAAAAGGAUGAUGAUCUUGGCCUGCCUCGGCACGCCAAGCAGUCUGAUCAGUGGCAAUCUGCGCCCAAAUCUUCUCUACGCUUGACCGCGCUGCUUCGGCUUAUUGUAUACGCCGUUGCUCUCUUCAUGCUGGUAUAUGGGUUGUUCAGACCUCAAGCUAAACCUCAAAGCGACAGUGGGAGUGGAAAAGAUGAAAGCAAAGUUGCGGCAGAAGCUCCCAAGACGUACAAUGGACCGCUGAAGCUCCCGAACUUGGGCCCGUCAUUGCAAGCCGUCAUCACGGACACGUCGGGGAGACUACCGAAGAAUCGCAACGUCUUAUUCGCAGCUGCUAAUCUUCAGAGUGCGGCACUCUUGCUCCCAAUGGCAUGUCAGAUGGCCACGGAGCGCCAGAACUAUGUACAUUUCGCCUUGAUGAGCAGGAGUGACGUGCCCAUGAAAGAAUUGCUCGCGAUAAACGGCAUCGACAAGGGAUGCCCCUUGAUUGUACAUGAUGCUCGCCCUGACCAUUCCACAAUAGCAACGGAGGCACGGAUGUCUCUUUCUGUGGCCCGAGCUCUAUACUAUAUCAAUCUUUACAUGCACCCCCAAGCCAUCAUCAUAGACUCUACGGCCACCGAGGAACACUAUUUCCUCUCUGGCAUUCGCGACGAGGUCCGAGGCAUGGAAUCUACCCUGAUUGAGCUUCCAGAGAGGCCGGGCACUCGAUUCUCGUGGCUGUCGAAGCUUGACGCUUCUGCACUGGCAGCGUGGAAUGAUGUCAGCUUUGACAUUCUCAUCCAUGCCCCUCCGCACGGCACAGGAAACCUCAAGCGGCUUCUUAGAUCUCUGGCUAGAGCUGACUUGGCUGGCGUGUCUCCGCCUCACUUGACCAUUGAGCUUCCAACAGUGAUCGAACAAGACCUGAGCAAUUUCUUAAGCGGAUAUGAAUGGCCAUCCAAGGCUCCCAGCGCAGGUCCGAAGCCACGGCUUCUCUCGCUUCGCCAUCGUAUCCCUAGGCAGAAAUUGAGCGAAGAGGAGAGCUCUGUCAGGUUCCUCGAGUCAUUUUGGCCGACCAAACCGUCUCACUCUCACGUCUUGGUUCUGUCGCCUCACACCGAAGUGACUUUUCAGUUCUUCCAUUAUGUCAAGUAUUCCCUCCUGCAGCGGCGGUAUUCCACGAUUGCAUCUCGACAGGAUUGGGAAAGUAAACUCUUCGGCAUCAGCUUCUCGGCACCAACAACGUAUCUCGACGAUACCACCCAAUUUGUACCUCCAAAACCACUCGAGGGACAGGAAUUUGACACAGAAGGCACUCCCUUCCUUUGGCAGGCCCCCAACAGCGAUGCGAUUCUUAUCCUGGGGGAUAAGUGGAUAGAGCUUCAUGGCUAUGUAUCUCAGCUUUUAGAGAAGCAGCAUGCCUCGUCGACAACACCAGAUCUCCUCGCCAAGAAAGAGGUUGGCAAAAAACACCCUUCUUGGCUGGAAUACACGCUUCAGCUGUCGCGAAUUCGGGGAUAUUUUACCGUCUACCCUACCCAGCAGACCGCCAAUGCCAUUAUCGGCGUUCACACCGAUCUCCAUGAUGUGCCUGAGGAAUAUGAAGGAGAGGAGGAUUCCGAGCAAGGACAAGACUCUAUCAAGCUUGCUGCGGAAUUAUUCGAUCCCGCAUCGCAAGUAGAUAUGUUGGCGACUCUGCCGCAUGAGGGCGAGUUGCCGCUCCUCUACCACCUCCCUUGGCUGACGUGGGAUGGUAAAGAGACGUAUGACGGUGCUAUUCAGAAGAUUGCUGCCAAUUACAAGCAGGCGUUCCGCAGCCAAGUCGGGCAGUGCAAAGAUGAAAGUAUGGACGUUGUUCCGGUUGUUGAUUCGUAUGCUAGGGAUUUGUUCUGUUUUACCAAGGGAUGA
Molecule: messenger RNA, 1959 nt
Organism: Trichoderma virens Gv29-8
Lineage: Eukaryota; Fungi; Ascomycota; Sordariomycetes; Hypocreales; Hypocreaceae
Exons: 6
Coding region: 1-1959 (652 amino acids)
Source: RefSeq, a predicted model, not a curated record